AUGAUCCCAGACUCCGUAAAGCAAACAUGGCAUGAAUGGAGACUCUCGAUGAAGAAAGCAGAGCACGAACACUUCGGCAACGAGGAAGUAAGCGACGCAGUUGAAAUGGCUGGGUGGGGAGUCGAGAAGGCUGAGCAGAAGAACAAGGUGGAUGCCAGCCUAGCAACGCAAUUGGCGCUCGCAUAUGCGAUCCACAAAUCUUUCAUCUUCAUCCGUGUUCCUAUCGCGGUCGCAGUUACCCCGAAAGUAGUCAGGAUUUUACGGGGUUGGGGCUGGGAUAUUGGGAAGAGGACAACGAAAGAGGCCAAGGCUAUUAGGAGGGCUCACGUUGCUGCGAGACCGGCAAAGAAGAGGAAAGGAAGGAAAUCUUGA
Molecule: messenger RNA, 372 nt
Organism: Lachnellula hyalina
Lineage: Eukaryota; Fungi; Ascomycota; Leotiomycetes; Helotiales; Lachnaceae
Gene: NAT2
Product: putative N-terminal acetyltransferase
Exons: 2
Coding region: 1-372 (123 amino acids)
Cellular component (GO): mitochondrion
Source: RefSeq, a predicted model, not a curated record